AUGUCGUCGUCGGAAUCGGAAGCCGAUGAUGUUGUCGUCGAGGUGCCGUCGCCGCGACCGCGUCGUCGCCAAUUUUUCAUUCGUUCGGUUUCGUCGUCGGACGGCAAUCCGACAAGCAUCUCGCCGGCUCGAAAGACCAGCGAGCAACCCGUGAAAAUGGCGUCGCAAGAGCACAAGGAGAGUGUUGUUGAGAAAGACUAUUCACAAGGAGUCCAAUCGGAUGAGAUCACUAUUCCGAGCGUCGAGCAGAUUGAGAAGCCGACGCCAGACGAGGAGACGGUGGCGUCGGAGCCGAGCCCGCCGGUGAGCAUCGCCGAUAUUGAGUCGAACGCCGACAGUGUGCCGGAGAACAGCACGACCAUCGAGGAGCAAAAGCCAACGGCGGAGGUUUCGGCCGCUUCGGUGUCGGCUUCGGCGAAACGCAACAGCUUCGAUUCGGAUCCGGGAGAUUUCGAGAAAGUCGAGAAGGACGAGGCGAAAAACGACGAGACGGUGUCGGCGGCGGUUGCCGGAAUCGCCGCGAACAUUCCGAUCAUCUCGGCUCAAGUCGAGGAGGAGCGCAAACACACACCAUCGCCGGCGCCCGACUUUACGCGUGUGACGCCGACGAUCAAAGCGACGGUCGUCGAGGAGUCGAAAAUGGUGCCCGACGACGAUGAGUGCGGCGAUUUCGCCGCGUGGCUCCACAACAAUCCCGAGAUGGUGUACGUGGCGUCGGCGGUGGCGGUGGCGAGCAUCGCCGGCAUCGGCUACUUAAUCUACGCGAAGAAAUUCAAAUGA
Messenger RNA from Caenorhabditis bovis, 780 nucleotides. Lineage: Eukaryota; Metazoa; Nematoda; Chromadorea; Rhabditida; Rhabditidae. The record is from the annotation of a GenBank genome assembly.